Molecule: messenger RNA, 885 nt
Organism: Dermacentor silvarum
Lineage: Eukaryota; Metazoa; Arthropoda; Arachnida; Ixodida; Ixodidae
Exons: 4
Coding region: 570-878 (102 amino acids)
Source: RefSeq, a predicted model, not a curated record
CGUUUUUCAAAUAGGCCAAUCAGCAGCCUCCAUCUUUGCCGGAAGCACGCUUUGCUUGUUUUUUACUCCUAAAGGGGCCGUAUAGCAAGUUCAUGUUAGAUGUAAACGCCUAAUAAAUAGAUCAUUGUUUUUCGCUGACAUUAAAACUGUUUUGUAAUGUUUUGACGCGCAAGUGGUAGACGCGUGUUGCCAAUUAUUAGCAAGUAUUCGCAUUUUUCGAGCCGUAGUCACACACGCGUCGAUUCCGCAUCCGAGCCAGUCCGAGCCAUUUUGCUGCGCACAGGUAAGAUGGCGGUACGUAGAAGCAGCUGAUCAGUGCGUGUCCCGCAUUUAGUGUACCUUUGCACGUAACACUGCACGAUUAGAUGAGUCUCGGCCUCCGUGGUGUGCUUUCGCCCAAGAAGAAUUUCGGAAGCUGUGAACAUCAUGGAAACCGUGAAAGCGAAGCGCAAGGUGAGUAAACAACAUCGACCUCUUGUGCCUAAUGCCUAGACAGUCGCAUCUGAACAUCUGCGGUGGUCGCGGGAUGCUCACAUUUGCUUUUAUUCGCACAGGAUAGCCAAGAAUCGAUGAAGGUUGGAAAGCAGCACGAUGUACUGCAGCAGAUACUGGAAAACAGGAGGAGGCAGGUUGGGCGGGCUGGAGGGCCGUGUGUUGGACGUCUUGAGCCGCACCGGCCCAGGCUACGCGCCGGUCGAUUUUUUUUCCUGAUGACGCCGAGCAGGCAAGCUCCAGCGAGGAAGAGGCCGCUGCCGCCCAUGUGCCUCUCCCGACGGCCCCACCCCAAGUAUCCGUGGGCACAGAGCCGGGGACGAGCGGCACUGCACGACCACCACCUCGGCAGCAGCCCCAAAGACCACCUCGGCUGCAGCCCCUAAGACCACC